Aspergillus uvarum CBS 121591 is the source of this 1571-nucleotide messenger RNA. Its product is annotated as pseudouridine synthase PUS4. Bases 53 to 1360 code for a protein of 435 amino acids. Gene Ontology annotation, biological process: mRNA pseudouridine synthesis; tRNA modification. Gene Ontology annotation, molecular function: RNA binding; pseudouridine synthase activity. Gene Ontology annotation, cellular component: mitochondrion. Lineage: Eukaryota; Fungi; Ascomycota; Eurotiomycetes; Eurotiales; Aspergillaceae. The record is from RefSeq and is a predicted model, not a curated record. The transcript is spliced from 2 exons.
CCCCCUCCUCUGCACCUGUGAAACCCUUCCAUACUUACCCCUCUCGCGGCCGAUGGGCCUCCCCCGCAGCUUCAAGCUCUUCCGCACCACCAUGAGCGGAGAAAAGAUCUACGAAGGCGUGUUCGCCGUCCACAAACCCCAAGGCGUCAGCUCCGCCGACGUGAUCCGCACGUUGCAGAAACACUUCAACCCGUCGCAGCUCUUCCGGCCGUGGCUGGAGAGCGAGCGCGCGCGGCGCGACCGGGAGAGCCAGCACCAGCGGCGCCGGCGGCGGACGCAGCGGCUGGACGUGAAGAUCGGGCACGGGGGCACGCUGGACCCGCUGGCGACGGGGGUGCUGGUGGCGGGCGUGGGGAAAGGGACCAAGUACCUGAACAACUUCCUGGGGUGCACGAAGACGUACGAGACGGUGGUGUUGUUCGGCGCGGAGACGGACACGUACGACGUUUUGGGGAAGGUGGUGCGGCGCGCGCCCUACGAGCACGUCACGCGCGAGGCCGUCGAGCGCGCCCUCGACCAGUUCCGGGGGAAGAUCAUGCAGCGCCCCCCUAUCUUCAGUGCGCUACGCGUGCAGGGUAAGCGGUUGUAUGAGUACGCGCGCGAGGGGCUGGAGCCGCCGGUCGAGAUUAAGGCGCGGCCCGUCGAGGUGACGGAUCUCAGGGUUGUGGAGUGGUACGAGCCUGGGACGCAUGAGUACAAGUGGCCGGAGGAAGAGGCGAUGGGGGAGGAGAGGGAGGUUGCCGAGCGGAUGUUGAGGAAGGAGGAUGCUUUGCCGGUUGCGGAGGCUGCUGGCGAGGAGACAGAGGCGGAGGGUUCUGCCUCGGGGAAGCGGAAGGCUGAGGCCUCGCCUCCUCCUCCUCCUCCUGCUGCUGCUGCAGCAGAGGAGAGCUCGAAGGUGGAGGAGGGAAGUGGCCUCGCGGUUGCGGCGGAAGAGUCCGUGGACGCCCCCGCUGCCAAGAAAGUCAAGGUGUCUGAGGACGGGGAGAGCGUUCCUGCACAGUCUGAGGAGGCUCUGGCCCCGGCCCCGGCGGCGGAGUCGGCAAGCGCCCCGGAAACUACCGAGAAGAAGGAGGAAGCGCCCGUUCGCCCCCAGCCCGCGGCGGUGAAGAUCACCAUGACCGUCUCGUCCGGCUUCUAUGUUCGCUCAUUGGCGCAUGAUCUGGGCAAGGCUGUCGGCAGCUGUGGACUCAUGAGCUCCCUGGUCCGCUCUCGCCAGGCCGACUUCGUUCUGGAGCCCGAGAAGGUGCUCGAGUACAAGGAUCUCGAGGCCGGCGAGGAGGUCUGGGGACCCAAGGUGCAGCAGUUCCUGCAAGACUGGGAGGACAAGAGAGCCGCUCAAAAUGAGGCCGAGGAAAAAUAAAUUAAUUCGUUAUAUCUGUGAUCCGGGUUGGGCGUUACAAUGAAAUGGGUGGAUGAUUUCCUUCAAUUCUAAACCUCAAUUGUGUUGGAGAUAAUACAUGCUGUAGAAAGCAGGACUAAACGUCCAUGGCCGAGAGGAUACCAGUGCUAGGACAGCCACAUGCUGCCCGGACCUCCGACCUGGGCAACCAGAAUCAUACAAUUCCACAUUC